CCUCUCCCGACCAAACGGCAAUGUGCAUUUAAUAAAGCUAUCGCUGUCGCGCGACAUCGCAAAUCAUGCGGUCAGUCCGAGUUCUUUUGGCUUUGGGGAACCGAUCCUAUCCUUCAACGACAACUCCAGGUGCUAUACGGUUGACCUAGCAUCACCAUGGGGAUCAAGACCAUUUUCACAAACUCGACACUGGCCAAGUAUGGCAGAGCCAUUCGCGCCACGCCUCGCGAGGUCAUCUUGAACCGCGAUCUCCUCUCUACCGCGGUCCUUUAUGCAAUGUCAGGCAUUCCUCUAUGUUGGGAUCAAGGUUCAUCUUCCACGAUACCUUCACUACCCGGGUUCGAACAGCACUUUGGCAUCACCUCAAGCGCUUCGCAGAUCAAAGACUUUAUAUCACUCGUUUACAUUGGCGCUGGUGUCGGAGCAGGUCUAAGCUUCUUCAUCAACGAUCGCGUCGGUCGCCUAUGGUCUCUCCGUCUAUACAUGUUUAUCUGGAUCCUCGGUCAGCUCAUCGCGACAGCCUCCCCAAACAUCGGAUGCCUAUACUUUGCGCGCAUAGUCUCAGGUUUCGGCAUUGGUCCACUGACCGUUGUGGGACCCGUCUCACUCGCCGAGAUUGCUCCAACUGAGAUUCGUGGUCUCAUCACUGCGUGGUUCAGUGUCGUGCUCCUGUUAAGUCUGUUUGUGGCUGCAUUCACAGUGUACGGAGUCUUCAGCAACAUGGCGGCAACCCGGCUGCAAUACCAAGUGGUCUGGUUCUCGCCGUGCAUCUUCCUGGCCCUCUGCAUUGCGGCAAGUUUCUUUGUGUGCGAAUCGCCGAGAUGGCUCUUUCUGAAGGGUCGUCGUGAAGAGGGUGUCAGAACCCUUGAGAAACUACGCGGGCUGCCCGCCGAACAUCCAAGGGUCCACCAAGAGAUUCACGAUAUCGAAGAGUCGAUUGCGGCAGAGACGGAAAAGUUUGACGGCCAAGGUCGUUUCGCUCACAUGAAGGGGAUCAUGAAGGAGACUUUCCUAGUCCCCGCCAAUCUGCGACGUCUACAGCAGGCCAUGAUAUCUUAUGCGCUUGCUCAACUUUCCGGCGCCAACCUGGUCACCAGUUACUUUGUACCCAUCCUCAAACUCAUGGGCCUGGCCUCGGACAACAACGCGAAAAGAGCACUGUUCCUCAGUUGCAUGUACAGCAUGGCAAAGUUCUUCUUCACCGUCAUCGCCUCUUUCUUUUUCAUCGAUGCCCUUGGGCGACGGAGGUCGCUCUUCAUCGGAAUCACGCUUCAAAUGAGCUCCGACAUCUACCUCGGUGUUUUCAUCAAAUAUGUUCAACAAUCGACUGUCAACGUUGCAGCUUCACAGGCCGCCACCGCAUUCAUCUUCAUUCAUGGUUUCGGCUAUGCAGUGGGUCUCUUGGUUCUCCCGUACGUUUUUGCCGGAGAGAUCUGGCCGAACCGUAUCAGAUCCUUCGGCGGUGCCCUCACACAGUGUUUCCAUUGGCUGUUCUACUACGGCGUCAGUGCAGGAAUGCCAUCCUUACUUUCGUCGAUGGACAACUGGGGAGCUUUCAUAUUUUUCGGCGGAUGGUGCUUCGUUUCGUUGAUAUAUGUCUACCUCAUGGUACCAGAGAUUGCUGGUCUGAGUGUUGAAGAGAUUGAUGAUCUUUUCAGAGGGCCGUGGUUCAAUGCCUACAAAAGGUCUAAACAACGAACCGUGAUUACAAGCGUCGAAAGUCAAGAAACAGUUGAGCAAUGCGUAACAAGUGAAGCCAACACCGUUAAAGGGGCCAAGGAUUGA
Exophiala oligosperma is the source of this 1785-nucleotide messenger RNA. RefSeq lists its product as uncharacterized. Lineage: Eukaryota; Fungi; Ascomycota; Eurotiomycetes; Chaetothyriales; Herpotrichiellaceae. Gene Ontology annotation, biological process: carbohydrate transport; transmembrane transport. Bases 157 to 1785 code for a protein of 542 amino acids. The transcript has 4 exons. Gene Ontology annotation, cellular component: membrane. Gene Ontology annotation, molecular function: carbohydrate:proton symporter activity. The record is from RefSeq and is a predicted model, not a curated record.